Messenger RNA from Ostreococcus tauri, 489 nucleotides. RefSeq names its product Small GTPase superfamily, ARF/SAR type. Gene Ontology annotation, biological process: protein transport. The record is from RefSeq and is a predicted model, not a curated record. Lineage: Eukaryota; Viridiplantae; Chlorophyta; Mamiellophyceae; Mamiellales; Bathycoccaceae. Gene Ontology annotation, molecular function: GTP binding; GTPase activity. The transcript has 2 exons. The coding region runs from base 1 to 489 and encodes 162 amino acids.
AUGGAGAUGGUGGUGAUCGGUUUACAGAACGCCGGGAAGACAUCCUUUAUAAAUGCGCUCGGCGGUGGGGCGUUCGAGGAGGACAUGAUCCCGACGGUUGGCUUUAACAUGCGAAAGCUCAGGUGCGGCGGCGUGAGCGUGAAGACGUGGGACGUCGGCGGACAGGAACGUUUUCGUGGGACGUGGGAGCGGUACUGUCGCGGUAUGAACUGCGUGGUAUUCAUGGUCGACGCGGCGGCGCCAGAGACGUUCGAGACGGCGAGGAACGAGUUACAUGGGUUGUUGAAGCGAGAGACGCUUCGCGGGAUACCGCUGUUGGUGUUGGGGAAUAAGAGCGAUCUCGGGGGGGCGGUGAAGGUGCAGGAGGUGGUCGAGGCCAUGGAGUUGAAGCGAGCGACAGGGCGGGAGGUGUGCUGCUACAAUGUGAGCUGCAAGAAUUCAACGAACAUUGAGACUUGCUUGAAAUGGUUGACACAGCACGCAAACUGA